Molecule: messenger RNA, 2187 nt
Organism: Raphanus sativus (radish)
Lineage: Eukaryota; Viridiplantae; Streptophyta; Magnoliopsida; Brassicales; Brassicaceae
Exons: 4
Coding region: 385-2115 (576 amino acids)
Source: RefSeq, a predicted model, not a curated record
CGUUGAUACUAUGGCCUAGGGGGAGGGGGUCAAGUUGGCUCUUGUAGUUUUGGAAAUGCAAUUGGAGCUUAUACUAGGUUUUAGUUAACAAUAAUCCAACGUUAGUUACAAAUUGGUUUUAGUUAUAAUUAAAAUUGUAUAUUUUCCCAACAUGUUUAUAACCAAAAAUUGCAUCAAUAAGGAAGAAACACUCAAAGAUGACUUGACCUUUGAACAACUUUAUUUAUUAAUAAUUAGUCUGAGGCAAAAAAAUUCCAACAAGGCUCUUUCUAGGCAGCUUCUUCUUCAUUGUCAGUCGUCACCUUCUUUUUCUUCUUUAUAAAGACACUCUCUCUCUUGAGUGCCUUUUUCUCUCUCUCCCCUUCCCCCUCCCUCUGAAUUUUCAUGGCUUUACUCUCAUCAUGUUGGCUAAUCAUCGAAUCCAUAGUGAUUCAAGAUGGUUUCCUGAAAUGGUCUUACAUGAAAUUAUACAUGCACCCUCUUGUUCUCUUUCUUUGCCAACUUCUUCUAUGGCUCACUCUCUUCUUUUUAUGGCUGGUCCCAUACUUUCAAUCGUCUUACAACUCCUUUUUAUCCUUCUUGGUCACGUUCUCUAAGCUAUUUAAUCGUUUUCUUCGAGUUAUUCUGAGUAGAAGGGAGGUUACUUAUAAUGUUGUGUCUAUGCAAGAGAUCAAGAACACCCAUGCUAAUUUGGAACUUUCUAGGAGAAUUCAUAAUCCUGCUCCUUCCUUUAGCUUUUCGUUUAAAGAUCAAGUUGAUAGUCAGUUAAAGGUUCUUCUAAUUCUCCAGGAAGGCAAGAUUCUUGAAGAUGAAGAUUUGUGCUCUCAACUUGAUCAAGAAGAUGGUGUUGUUCAUCAUCUUGAUGCUAAGGAAAGCAAGGGGGAAGAAGAAGAAGACACUAUUGACUUUUUUGAUGUCGUGAACGUGGAGAAUAAUCUUGACUUCGAACUUAAGACUUUGCCAAUGGAUCAAGAAAGUAAAUGUCCUUUAGCCAAAGAUGAUGCUGAUGAUGAUGAUGAAAAAGAUAUUGUUAACUCAGACGUGGAGAGUGAUCUAUCUUCUCUAGAAGCUAGUGAUAGAGAUCAACCCUCUCCUUUCUCUAUUUCAAGCUUUGAUUCACAGCUACAAGAUUCGACUGUGAUGGAGAAUCUAACUCAUCAAGAUGAAGAUGAUGAAACCAAUGAAGUAUACAAUCAAUACUGCGAAAGAAUGAAAUGGUACGACAUCCUCAGCCGCGAUAGAACCUAUGCACUAAGUGUGAUGAUGAACCAAGAAACGGCAAGUACCUUGAGCGUAUGGGGAAUAAAGGCAGAGAAGAGGCUAAAACAAAGCAUUGAGAAGGAUCUUGAGCUAGUUUAUCUUGCUCAAUCAUGUUUAUCAUGGGAAGCUCUCCAGCAUCAGUACAUAAAAGUGGGAGAUAGAUUGAAAGCCUCUGAUUCAGAAGGUGGGUCAUAUGACGAUGAUAUCUCUAAAGAAUUUCAGAAGUUUCAGGUUUUGUUAGAGAGAUUCUUGGAAGAUGAAAGGUGUGAAGGGAAAAGGGUAUUGAGCUUUGUUCAAAGAAGGUUUGAUCUCACGAGCUUCUUUCAAGUCCCAAGACUUUCAGGAUAUAAAAGAAAGGGACCACAUGAAGGUGAAGGAAGAGAAAGAAAUGAGAAACAAGUGCUGAAAGCAAUAGAGAGAUGUAUUACAGUCUUCUAUGACUUUGUGAGAGCAGACAUCAAGAGACCGUUUGUUUGGGAAAGACUUAAAACUUCACUCGUCAACUCUCCUCUUAUGGAAGUGGAAGAUCCUAGAGACAUUAAACUUUUUCUUAGCCUAAAAAAUUUACUCCAAAAGAAGGAACAAUCGUUGAAGGAGGUGCAAGGGAAGAAAAAGAAGAAGACUUGGUUUAAGAAGAAGAAAUCUCAUUACAUGGAAGAAGAUGAAACUGAGAAUGAUGAAAACUCUAUGUUGCUAACAUUUAUAAAGAUAGAGUUAAAGCUUGUGUCUAGAGUUUUACAAAUGUCUUUAGUCUCAUCUUCUCACCUCAAAUGGUGUCAACACAAGCUCAACAACAUUGAUUUCAAUGGUGGCAAAAUCUCUAGAAAUUCCUCACCUGUUUUAUUCCCAUCUUGAUAUUAUAAAGUACUGUUUUCACUUGUAACCAUUGUUUCACUUUGCCAAGUCUAUCACUUUAGUGUUACCUUA